Molecule: messenger RNA, 2785 nt
Organism: Bacillus rossius redtenbacheri
Lineage: Eukaryota; Metazoa; Arthropoda; Insecta; Phasmatodea; Bacillidae
Exons: 3
Coding region: 625-2097 (490 amino acids)
Source: RefSeq, a predicted model, not a curated record
ACUCCUCGGCCGCCAGUCAGCGGCGCAUGCGCACCAGGCACGCGUCCUCCCGAGCGCAGCUGUGGACGACGUCUCUCCGCUCGAAGUUGUUAUCAUUGGUUGACGAAAUUGCCAAAACAUGGUGUCAAGAGUGAUGACUUUGGCUAUGAAAAGUUCGAAUUUAUUUUGUUUCUUCGGAACCUCUAAGAUACAACAAAAUUGUUCAAGACCCAGUUUGAAGGUAUAAUGCAUGUUCAAAUAGAUAACGGACCCAAGCGCAUGAAAUGUUCUGUUGGCCGAAAACACAACGGACAUUAUCCUAGGUAAACAUACGAAACUUCCGUUUUACUUCAAUUUUGUUGUAAAUUAUAAACUUUUGGAAGUUGUGUUUCGGAUCCUGAUUGCCUCAAAUUACUUUACAUUUUUCUCGUGGAAAAUUAUUAUUACAAAUAAACGACUGGUACAUAAACAAGGCGAAUAAAUUCUAGUUACCAAAAUAUAGGAUAUUGCUCGAUGUCAACCUAUUUUCAUGAAAACUGUUUCACCAUGUUUAGAAUGUAUAAUGUUUAAAUUAGUACUAAAAUUGGCUGUCAGAAUAAACUAAUUUUAGAUCGCACCAAAAAUUGCCAUCUAAACGCAAAGAAGAUGGUAGUGAAGCAUACUUGCGUUACUUGGCCGUCGAUCAUGGUAGUUGUCAUCUGCCUAACUACGUGUCGAGUGAGAGUGUGUGGUGAAAAAACGUUUUCAGACCGUCUGCUUUCGGGAAUGAACUCUGGCAAUCCUGUUCUCACGAACGAGGACACUGUCACCAAAAGUGAACCGACGGAUUCGCCCAUCCGCGAUUUCGGCAAGUACGUGUCCGCGUGGGUAGCUUACACCAACGGUUCUUCGAACGCGUCGAGUUCAGCUCACGGCGCGGGCGGGAACUCGGAAACGGGGCCAGGGGACUACGUUGACCACCCGCCCAGUACCAAGCUGCUGCCGGACGUGCUCGGCGGACCCCUGAAGGAGGUGAGCGAGUGCGUGACGAGAAGGCGCGACGAGCACCCGACGGACAUCUUGACCCGGUGCGUGAAGACCGUGGCCCUGGAGAGCGUCGCGGAGGUGCUGAGGCGCGGGGCGCAGCGGUUCAGCGUCUUCGGCGGUUGGCUGGUCUUCGAGAGGGUGGACGGACCGUCGGGCGGGCAGGGAUGCCACGGAGAACACUGCGUGGGUGGGGUCGACGGACUGGCAAGAGUUGACGAACUUGCAAGGGUCGAUGAACCGGCAAAGGUCAAUGAACUGACCAGGGUCGAUGAAAUGGGUAAAGUCGAUGAAAAGGACAGAGUCGAUGAAAAGGACAGAGUCGAAAAACUGACCAGGGUUGAUGAAAUGGCUAGGUUCGAUGAAAUGGGCAGGGUCGAUGAAAAGGACAGAGUCGAUGAACUGACCAGGGUUGAUGAAAUGGCUAGGUUAGAUGAAAUGGGCAGGGUCGAUGAAAUGGGCAGGUUCGAUGAACUGGUCGGGGUCGAUGAACUGGUCGGGGCCGACGACCAGGACGGCGCCUCGGGGAGAAGCGCGGGCGGAGCAGAUGCUGGAGGAGACGGUGGAGCGGCCCUGGACCAAGAGCUGCUCAGCGCCUUGGACCAGCUGACGAGGCGGUACGCGCUCCGGGUGGAGGUUUUCCCCGACGUCGGCGUCAGGAUGACCAGGAGCUCCACCGAGGACGCCGUCGACUACAGCGUCGAGUCGCUCGACGACGGAGCCGAGACAGGUCGGGGUCGCGCCGGGAGCGUCACCAACCAGAACCAGAAGAAGAAGAAGCGGAGGAAGAAGACGUCGCACAAGCAGGAGGCGGAGCAGCUGCGCAGGAAGAUGCUGCUGAUGAUGGUGCCGAUGGCGGUGCAGGCAGUCGUGCUGCCCCUGGCGCUGCUCAACAUGAAGCUGAUGCUGCUGAAGGCGCUGCUGGCGGGCAAGCUGGCCAUCGCGCUCAUCCUGUUCAACGCGGCGCGGUCGGGCCUGCUGCGCGGCUCCUCGUUCCGCCAGCAGGUCGCCUCCGAGCACUACGGCUACGGCGGCGGCGUGGAGCAGGCCGCGUGGCUCGGCCGGCGGGCCAGACCCUCGCGCACCGUCGGGUAGAGUGCGCGCGCGCAAGCUGCGCGGCAAUUCGUGGUCCCAAAAUUUAACGUCUCUUUUUUCCCACGGGAACUUAUAAAGUCUUUCAGCGCUCUCGCCGGUCAUGCGUUAACACCUAACCUCGGUAACGAGCAAAAUUAAUGUGUUCUCACGUUGCAAAUAUACUUUAUAAAUAGAGACCGGAAUAAUUCGCGGGUUCAAUGACCUCCAGGAUAGACUCCGAUAUCCUCUACACACUCGCGCAAAUGCCAACUGUUCAUUUGGCUGCUGACUUGUGAGUCGUCUCGACUGGGUGGCCUGUGAUUCGACACUUCUAUGAGUGAGGGUCUCUAAUUGGCCCUCAGUCCUCCAGAUUAACAGUGAACCGAUGACAGAAGCAGCACUAAGGUAUAAUUAUUUGAAUUUUAGCAUAACACGAAAUGAACCCGCGAAUUUUUCAGGUCUCUACUUAUAAAUACGAAAUUCCGAACCGAAAUUCAAACAAGGGUUCUUUCAAAUGAUGCCGUGCGUGAUGAAUAUACGCCAAAUUGUGUAUUCAACUACAUUUCCGGACGCGAAUCGGACGUGGUUUCCGCACCCGCCGCUAUGGAAUUCGCUGCCGGAGCAGCUACGUCGAAUAUAAAAAUCAUUCCAUUUGCGGAUAAAUUUUAAAUUCUAACAACAAAACGUCUGCAAAAAAACUUGAAAAAAA